Molecule: messenger RNA, 3854 nt
Organism: Monodelphis domestica (gray short-tailed opossum)
Lineage: Eukaryota; Metazoa; Chordata; Mammalia; Didelphimorphia; Didelphidae
Source: RefSeq, a predicted model, not a curated record
GGACCAAGGAGAUUGGAAUAUGGAGGAGAAGACUCUGGUUGGUCUGGUUGGUCUUGUUGGUCAGAGGAGUUGGUCUCUCAAUAGGGAGAAGGCGAAGAGAGAAGGUUAAAAAAGACUUUCUCUUUAGGGUUACUCACUUUUUCCUGUCUGUGACUAGAAAUCUUUUCCCCAAACAUUUCCCAAUUGAAAAGAAUAUUGAAGAGGAAACCUGAGAAAGACAUUUUAAAUCUCUGUAUGACUUUACUUCAGCUCCUGUUCUACUGAGUCUGAACUGCAGCCAAGGGGCCAAACCCAGGAUUUAGGAGCAUGGAACAUCAGGGCAUUCUUUGACAGAGAGAAUACCCCAAGACCUGAGAGAAGAACAGCUCUAAUCGGUAAAGAACUGGCACGAUAUAACAUCGACAUCGCAGCCUUAAGCGAAACACGCUUACCAGAAGAGGGAUCACUCAGCAAACCCACCACUGGAUACACCUUCUUCUGGAAAGGUAGAGCCUCAAAUGAAGACAGAAUCCACGGUGUUGGCCUGGCCAUCAAGACCAGUUUGCUCAAACAGCUGCCAGACUUGCCUGUGGGCUACAGCGAGAGGCUCAUGAACAUCCGUUUGCCUCUCAGCAAAGACUGGUAUGCCACAAUCAUCAGCACAUAUGCCCUACACUGACCAGCACAGAGGAGACCAUCGAGAAGUUCUACUCUGACCUGAGUGCCAUCCUGCACUCAGUGCCCAAAAAUGACAAGCUGAUACUACUGAGAGACUUCAACGCCCGCGUUGGACAGGACCAUGAAAGAUGGAAAGGAGUGCUCGGCAAACACGGCAUGGGCAAAAUGAACAACAACGGCCUACUGCUACUCAGCAAAUGCUCAGAGUUCGAACUCACCAUCACGAACAUUGUGUUCAGAAUGGCGAACAAAUAUAAAACAAUGUGGAUGCACCCAAGAUCAAAACAGUGGCAUCUCAUUGACUACAUCAUUGUACACCGGUGAGACAUCCAGGAUGUAAAGAUCACCAGAGCCAUGAGAGGAGCUGAAUGCUGGACAGACCACAGAUUGGUUAGAGCGACUCUUCAAAUGCGCAUUGGGCCUUGCCAUCCAAAAUGCGCCCAGACAGUUUGCGCAUUUUACGUCUUAGAGAUCCAUCUUAUUUGCAAACAUUCCAGUCCUGCCUGGACCACAAGCUGUCUGCCAUGGGACCACUCACUGGAAGCUCAACCGAGAAAUGGAACCAGUUCAGAGAUGCAGUGAAGGAAACAUCAAAGACAGUCCUAGGCCCAAAACAAAGCAACUACCAGGACUGGUUCGACAAGAACAGCACUGCUAUUGAAGACCUAUUGAGUAAGAACAAAGCCUUUAUGGAGUGGCAAAAUAACCCAAACUCUGCUCCUAAAAAGGACAGAUUCAAGCCUCUCCAAGCCACAGUGUGAGGUCAGGAAGAGGCAAGACCGAUGGUGGGGAAAAAAAAGCAGAAGAAAUCCAGCGGUUUGCUGAUAUGAAAAACUACAAACAAUUUUUCAGUGCCCUCAAGACUGUCUAUGGGCCAUUAAAACCCACCACCACUCCCUUGCUAUCCUCUGACGGUGACACUCUCAUAAAAGAUAAAAAAGGCAUCAGCAACAGGUGGAAAGGACACUUCAGUCAGCUUCUCAACUGACCCUCUUCAGUCUACCCAAGCACCCUUGACCAGAUCCCCCAAAACCUCACCAUUGAACAACUUGGCGUCCCUCCUUCAAUAGAGGAAGUCCAAAAAGCCAUUAAACAAAUGAGUACAGGCAAGGCACCCAGUAAAGAUGGGAUCCCAACCGAGGUGUACAAGGCCUUAAAUGGAAAAAAGCUCCAGGCAUUCCAAGUAGUGCUGACCAGCAUAUGGGAAGAGGAAGACAUGCCCCUAGAACUCAGAGAUGCCUCCAUCAUAGCCCUAUACAAGAACAAAGGCUCACGAGCAGCCUGUGACAACUACAAAGGCAUCUCACUACCCUCCACUGCCUGAAAGAUCCUCGCCCGUGUUAUACUCAACAGACUCCUGUCAUCUGUUUCAGAGCAGAACCUGCCUGAAUCACAAUGUGGCUUCUGACCAGAUCGCAGCACCAUCGACAUGGUCUUCAUGGUGAGGCAAAUGCAGGAAAAAUGCCUUGAGCAGAACCUGAGUCUCUACAUUUUCUUCAUAGAUCUGACAAAGGCGUUCGACACAGUGAAUAGGGAUGCAUUGUGGGUGAUCCUCAGCAAGCUUGGUUGCCCAGCAAAAUUUGUCAAACUGAUCCAGCUCUUUCAUGUCGACAUGAUAGGGGAAGUCCUAUCUGGUGGAGAGACUUCUGAUCGCUUCAACAUCUCCAAUGGCAUGAAACAAGGCUGUGUCCUCACUCUGGUACUAUUCAAUCUAUACUUCACCCAAGUAUUACGAUAUGCUGUGAUGGAUCUAGACCUGGGCGUCUACAUCAAAUACCGACUGGAUGGCUCACUAUUUGACCUUCGCCGCCUGACUGCAAAAACAAAGACAAUAGAGAGACUCAUCCUGGAAGCUCUCUUUGCAGAUGACUGUGCUCUCAUGGCCCACCAAGAAAAUCAUCUCCAAACCAUUGUGGACAGGUUCUCCACUGCAACAAAACUGUUUGGCCUGUGACUAUCAGCCUCAGCAAAACAGAGGUGCUGUUCCAACCUGCACCAGGGAGGCCAACGAACCAGCCGUGCAUUACAAUCAAUGGCAUGCAGCUUUCUAAUGUCAACACUUUCAAGUACCUGGGCAGCACCAUCGCCAACGACGGGUCCCUAGACCACGAGAUCAAUGCCAGGAUCCAAAAGGCCAGCCAGGCACUUGGGCGGCUGCACUGCAAAGUCCUCCAACACAGUGGUGUAAGCACUGCGACGAAGCUCAAAGUGUACAACGCAGUGGUCCUCAGCUCGCUCCUGUACGGUUGUGAGACAUGGACACUGUACCGGAAGCACAUGAAACAGCUGGAGCAAUUCCACCAACGCUCCCUCCAGUCAAUCAUGAGGAUCCGAUGGCAGGACCGAAUCACCAACCAGGAAGUCCUCGACAGAGCCAACUCCAGCAGCAUCGAAGUCCUGGUCCUCAAAACCCAGCUACGAUGGUCUGGACACGUCAUCCGCAUGGACCCACAGCGAAUACCAAGACAGGUAUUCUAUGGUGAACUGUCAGCUGGACUCAGGAAACAAGGCCGACCAAAGAGAAGAUUCAAGGAUCAGCUAAAGUCCAACUUGAAGUGGGCUGGCAUGACACCAAAGCAACUAGAACUCGCUGCCUCUGACAGAAGCAGCUGGCGAACCCACAUUCAUCAUGCCGCCUCCACCUUUGAAGAUGAGCGACGUCGACGUCUUGCCACUGCGCGUGAACGCCGACACCAGGCCACAACCGCACCUCCCCUAACAAUGGGCGUCCCAGGCCCCAUGUGCCACAAACUGUGCGCCUCAGCCUUUGGACUCCAAAGCCACAUGAGGCAAGAAGAGGGGCUGCAGGAGAAUCAGAGAUAUAGCAGAAACGAAGAUUUAAGAUUGAGAAGAAUAAAAGAGGAGUCUCAAAACAAUGAAGAGCAAUCCCAAGGGAGAAGAGGUAAAUACCUUCAACAGAAAGUGGUGACCUCAUGAAAUAUUUACUCAGGGGGAGUUGAUUAAUUAGGAAAUCACUUUUUUUUAAGAAUAUUGUCAUUGUAUGAGCAUGAUAAUCCAAGGGAAAGUCUAUAUACACAUUUCUAGGAUCAUUCAUGUCCAGAAAGACAGAGAGGGUUAAUAAGAUAAUAAGAGGAGAUUUUCAUGUUACUGUUUCAGAACUAAACAAAUCAAAAGAAAGUCAAAAGGGAAAAUAUACAAUUGAACAGAAUUUAGAAUUCAAAUAUUUAGGGCACUUU